Molecule: messenger RNA, 1254 nt
Organism: Drosophila takahashii
Lineage: Eukaryota; Metazoa; Arthropoda; Insecta; Diptera; Drosophilidae
Gene: HHEX
Product: Hematopoietically expressed homeobox
Biological process (GO): regulation of transcription by RNA polymerase II; cell differentiation
Molecular function (GO): RNA polymerase II cis-regulatory region sequence-specific DNA binding; DNA-binding transcription factor activity, RNA polymerase II-specific
Source: RefSeq, a predicted model, not a curated record
UAGCCCGGCAUUAUCUCCCUGGCGCGGCAUAUCUACAUACCGCUCUAUUAUUGUUAAUAUUGAUAUCUACCCAUUAGCACAACAUUAUAGGUACAAUCUAUUAUAUUCUGUGAAAUCAGAUUUGGUACAAUUUAUAGCGACCCGGGGCUUCGACUUCUUCGGCCGGUUGUUCCAUUAGUUCACCGCCUGCGGCCGACGCAGUCGCUUCGAUCGCUCCGGAAUCGAAUCGUUAACACUUUAACGGUGAUCUAUUAUAACCCACGGAGAUCCCAGAAUGGAUAUGGGUACCAAGUCCGGCAAGGCCGCCUUCUCCAUUGAGAAUAUCUUGGAGCAAAAGACAAGGACAGCUAUUGAAACACCCCAUCGAUCUCAGUCACGUCGAGGAUCCGCUCAAAGUCCUGGGGCAGGAACAACGGGAAUUCCUUCUCCACCUGCACUGGCGAUUCCCAAGGCAUCGCUGGCCACCAGCUCAUCCUCCGCCUCCACCUCCAAUAUCUACGAUCUGUCCCGCGAGGCAGCCGCCGCCCAGUAUGCCCUCAAGAAUAUGGACUCCAGUACCGUGCUGGCGCCCACCUCGCUACGCUUCAACCCCAUCUACCCGGAUCCCGCCUCGCUGUUCUACCAGCAAGUGCUGAACCUCCAGAAGAAUCCCUCGCUCUUCAUGCCCCACUUCCAGGCAGCCGCAGUGGCCGCCGCAGCCGCCGUCCAACCGACAGGCUAUUGUGAUCAAUACAGUCCUUUCGCCAUGGAUUGCGAGGGAUUCCCGAAUCCCGCCACCGCUGCUGCCGCCCUCUACUGCAAUGCCUAUCCGGCUGCCAGUUUCUACAUGUCCAACUUCGGCGUGAAGCGAAAAGGCGGUCAGAUCCGAUUCACCUCCCAGCAGACCAAAAAUCUCGAAGCUCGAUUCGCCAGCUCCAAAUACUUGUCGCCCGAGGAACGACGUCACUUGGCUCUGCAACUGAAGCUGACCGAUCGCCAGGUGAAGACCUGGUUUCAGAAUCGCCGGGCCAAGUGGCGACGGGCCAAUCUCAGCAAGCGUAGUGCCUCCGCCAUCCCGGGAGCAGCGCCCACAGCAGGAUCCCCCUCCUCCGCCUCGAGUGGCGGGGCUCCCGUGUUGAAUCUGGGCAGCGGGAGCAGGAGUGGCCAGCAGAGCGACGAGGAGGAUCGCAUGUAUCUCUCCGAGGACGAUGAGGAAGACGACGAGGAGGAGGAGACGGAGAAUACCCCCAAGUGAAGCUCGAAGAUUGCCCAGUU